AUGAAAACACAGGAAAUCAUCAAAUUCCUCGCGGGAAUGUACUCCCUCCUUAACAACACGCAAUGGCGAAACGGCACCCAAGUCCCCGACCCCUGGGGCACAACCCCAGCCGGCUUGCUGACAUACACGCGCUACGGGUACAUAUUUGCGGUGAUGAACUCGAUGGAGCCGGAGAAGCGGCCGCUUAACUUGACCUGGCCGCCAGGUGAGCAGGGGAGCGUUGAGGAUUGGGCGUUGAUCGCUAAGAGCUCGCUGUCGUAUUCGGGGCCGUUUGGUCUUAACACGUCGGUUCCGUUGACGAAGUUCAGCGGGCAGGUGUUGCAUGGUCCGGUGGUGACGGGGAGUAUGCCGAGCAUGGUGGGAGUGGUUCAGAGGAGGAAUUAUACGGUUGUGGAGCGGGAUGGGGAGGUGUACUUGUCGAUUGCUGUCAUCACGACGCAGGUGGGUGCGAGGUCGGAGAUUUGGUGGAGGAGGGUGGCGAAGGGGUAG
Podospora pseudopauciseta is the source of this 489-nucleotide messenger RNA. RefSeq lists its product as uncharacterized. The transcript has 2 exons. NCBI's taxonomy places the organism in Eukaryota, Fungi, Ascomycota, Sordariomycetes, Sordariales, Podosporaceae. The record is from RefSeq and is a predicted model, not a curated record. Bases 1 to 489 code for a protein of 162 amino acids.